Rotaria sp. Silwood2 is the source of this 1029-nucleotide messenger RNA. NCBI's taxonomy places the organism in Eukaryota, Metazoa, Rotifera, Eurotatoria, Philodinida, Philodinidae. The record is from the annotation of a GenBank genome assembly.
AUGCCUGAAAUAGAUUCAUGUACUGAUGAAACAUGUGAUGAUGAACUUAAAGAAUUAUAUGAAUGUCAUUGUUGUUUACGUUUUGUUUGUUUAUAUCAUUUGAAUAGACAUGUUGAGUUAACAAAACAAAAUAAACGACAAACAGAUAAUCUUCAUAAUGAAUUAAAAACAAUUAUAAAUACAUUACAAUUAAGUAUUGAUGAAAAAUUAUCAACGAUUAAAUAUGAACAAAAUUUAAUUGAACAAGCAAAACAAAUUCUUGAUGUAUCCAAUAGUUCAAUAGAUGAAUUAGAAGAUAUUUUCGAAAAAAUAAUACAAAUAAUAGCAUUAAAUCGUUCAGAAAUCGUAGUGAAAGUCGAACCAUUAUCAUUAGAAACCAUAUAUCGUUCUUCUAUUUGUAAACCUAAUAAAGAAAAUAUAAAUUCAAAUGAUGUAGCAGAAGAAUCGGAAAUCUCAAAAGAUAAUGAAUAUUCAAUGGAAAUUAAUCAUGAUUUUGUUGAGACUAUUACACUUGAUGAUACAGAAGAAUCUAUUCAGGAUGAGCAUGUAAAUGAAAAAACGAAGAAACGUAAGGGAACACCAUGCAGAAAUAUUUAUGCUGAAUGUCCAUUAACAUUUGAUGGUGCAUAUGGUCUUACGAAAGCAAAUCAUUCUAUUAAAUUUUGUGAACAUAGAACAACUCGUCGAAUUGAAUUAUAUUUUCACUUUAUUUAUACACAUCAAUUGAAAAAAGUUUAUGCUGAACGUUUGAUACGAGCGAUUGACGAUCAUAAAGAUUCUAUUAUAACAAAAUUAUUUGAUGAAAAUGAAGAUGUAAUUAAUCAUUCUUAUAAAGUUCCAUGUCCUUUUUUUCAUGGACAAGUUAAUUCAUUAAAAUAUAAUGGAAAAAAUAUUACUAUUCCACCAUGUCAACGUCAUUUUGUUACAUUUCAUACAUUAGCAUAUCACUUACGACUUAGUCAUAAGAUUUCUAAGCCAUUGGCACGAAAAUUAGUUGAUGAUUUAAAAAAAAAAUUCAAUAGAAAAUGA